UUAACCACAGGAACCAAACUUUAGCUAGUAACGUUAGCUGUAUCUGUAGCAUAACAGCUCCGCUAUCGGAAUUCAAAACAAAAGCAGUCGGAAGCACGUUAUCUUGUUCAUCGUUGAUUUCGACGUUAAUAUGAAGCUGCAGGCAUAAUUUAUAAACAAAGUGUUGAGGAAUGGUCUGACUGCAGCAGUACCAGUAAAGAUGCACAGCCGUCUGCAGGAGUUGAAGAAGGAAGAGGAGACUCUCCUUAAAAUCAAAGUCAUGCUACAAGACCAGCUGAACAGGUUGAAGUUUGAAGAAGGGGCCUUGAAAUCGAUCAUUAGUGCUCAAACAGAAGAAGGAGCCUCUCAACGAUCUUCCCCAGAAACUGAGGUUCAUAUUAACCUUGACGAUGAGAGCGAGAUCAAUCAAACCAAACUGCUACUGAAUGCUGCUGUAGAUUUUGAUAUGGAGGAGGAAGAUGAGGAGGAGGAGGAUGAAGAGGAGGAUGAUGAUGAAGAAGAUGACAAUGUGCUCGAGUUUGUGCCUGAGGAGGAUGAGGAGGAGGAUAAUUACUGAGAUUCUCAGUUUUUCAUGGGGCCUCAAUAUUUGCACCACUGAAGAAGAACCACAUGUAAACGGACAUCUGUUGAUUUGUUUACCCGUUUAUCACAUAUGGAGUUUAAUUUAUUUGAAUGGAGUGAGUUACACUUACAGUUUAACAUUGCCCUCUCCUGUGCGUGAUUCGAAGCUCGUCAUCCACAACAUACCAUGUUAGAAUUCAUGUGUCAAAUUUUGUGAGAAAUGUCUCACUGAAAUGCAGUAAGACAGUGUUAUUAGGUGCCUAUAGCUUACUAGACAUAUUUCAUUUUGAGGAUUAGCAUUACAAUGUAUGGCUGGGCCAUAUAAGAAGAUAGUGUGUAUGUAUGAGAUGAUAAUUGUAAGCACAAAAUAAAAUGUUUUGCAUAGCGUU
Cyclopterus lumpus (lumpfish) is the source of this 950-nucleotide messenger RNA. RefSeq names its product small nuclear RNA activating complex, polypeptide 5 (gene snapc5). The record is from RefSeq and is a predicted model, not a curated record. Lineage: Eukaryota; Metazoa; Chordata; Actinopteri; Perciformes; Cyclopteridae. Gene Ontology annotation, biological process: transcription initiation at RNA polymerase III promoter; transcription by RNA polymerase II. Bases 200 to 556 code for a protein of 118 amino acids. Gene Ontology annotation, cellular component: nucleus. The transcript is spliced from 4 exons.